CAUUAGGUCACGUGACGGCAGGUCAUAUGACAAUUCUUCAAGCAUGUAUCUCUGCUGUUUGGGUCACUGAGGAAGGGGACACCGUCGUUAACAGACUGUUUGCUGGUCCUUCAGUUCAAGCUCCACAAGAUGCUGAAGGAAACACUUUGUCUCGUAUUUCUCUGGAGCCUCGUCUAUCUGGGUCUAUCCACUGGCUGUUCCAGUUUCUUCUGUCGAAGAUCUCGAAGGACGAGCAACUUUCAGGGAUCCGACCCGGGGAAACCUCUCUUCCUAUCGCCGUACAUCGAGCGGGGAAACAUCGAGGAAGCCAGGAAACUCAGCCUUGUGGGGCCUCUGCCUGGAGCCAAUGUUAAGAGUUACUCUGGGUACCUCACAGUGAACAAGACCUACAACAGCAAUCUCUUCUUCUGGUUCUUUCCUGCGCAGGUGCUGCCUGAAGUUGCCCCAGUCCUGCUAUGGCUGCAGGGGGGGCCGGGGGGCAGCUCUCUGUUCGGACUUUUCGUUGAGCACGGACCAUACGUUGUGCACCAGAACCUGACAGUUGGGUUCCGGAGUUAUCCGUGGACGUCCCGAUACUCCAUCCUGUACAUCGACAAUCCAGUAGGCACAGGCUUUAGUUUCUGCGACGACGAUCGAGGCUAUGCGCGUAAUCAGGACGAUGUGGCGCGAGACCUAUACAGUGCCCUCACUCAGUUCUUCCAGAUCUUCAGCGAGUUCCAGCUCAAUGACUUCUACGCUACCGGGGAGUCAUACGCAGGCAAGUAUGUUCCUGCGAUUGGAUAUUACAUCCACCAAAACAACCCCUCAGGCAAGGUGAAGAUCAACUUCAAGGGCGUCGCCAUCGGCGACGGCCUGUGUGACCCGGAAGUGAUGCUAGGAGGCUAUGCUGACUUCCUGUACCAGACGGGCAUGGUGGAUGAGCAGCAGAAGCAAUACGUACAGGAGCAGACGGACAUCGGGGUGCAACUUAUCAAGAGCGAGAAAUGGCUGGAGGCUUUCAUGGUGUUUGACAGCUUGCUGACUGGAGACAUGACCCCCUACCCCUCCUUCUUCCAGAACGUCACAGGCUGCACCAAUUACUUCAACUACCUUCAGUGUGAGGAGCCUGAGGACCAGGAGUACUUCACCCGAUUCGUGACGCUCCCGCAGGUGAGGGCUGCCAUCCACGUGGGGAACCUCACGUUCAACGACGGCUCCCGCGUGGAGAAGUACCUGCAGGAGGAUGUCAUGAAGUCCAUCAAACCGUGGCUGGCCGUCCUCAUGGAUAACUACAGGGUGCUCAUCUACAGCGGGCAGCUGGAUGUCAUUGUGGCGACGCCCCUCACCGAGCGCUUCCUGCCCACCGUAGCCUGGAAGGGGGCUGAGGAGUACAGCAAGGCCGAGCGACUCAGCUGGAGGAUCCAGCCCAAGGAUCGGGAGGUGGCCGGCUACGUGCGCCAAGUGGGAGAGUUCUUCCAGGUGGUUGUCCGAGGUGGAGGACACAUUCUGCCUUACGACCAGCCGGAAAGGUCCUUUGAUAUGAUUGACAGAUUUCUGUCCACAAAGGGAUGGUAACUGACUUCACUUAAUGGGAGAAAUGUUUGAGUUUUUAGUAGAAAUAUCUCAUUUUAUGAUUGUAAGAAGCGUUUGCAUUGCUUUUCAGUGCAGCUGGAGUGCAGUGUAAUGCUUUCCUAUUCUGCAUAUUCUGGAUACAGUAUUUUAAAGCUGGAAAAGUUUGUGAUGAAAUUAAAUUAGCGUACAAAAUUUGACAGUAUAAGCCGGACAUACUAAAUCAGCACUUUGUCCUGCAGUUCUGUUUCUCUGAUGAUGAAUCUCACUAAUACAUGGAGUAACAAUCACAUAAUGUACAUUAAGUAGCCCUUUGGCGGCUGGCUUUCCGAGGUACUGCCUUCAGUCUGUAGCUCCGCCCCCAUGUCAUGUGACCUGAAGGGCCAAGCCGGUGGAGCAAGUGUGUUGGCCUGCAGGGUGGACAGAGGCAGGGGUGUAGCUGCUGUUGCAGAUUCUGGGGGGGUGGGAAGGGGGGGUUCAAC
This is a messenger RNA of Brienomyrus brachyistius, 2030 nucleotides long. RefSeq names its product carboxypeptidase vitellogenic like (gene cpvl). Lineage: Eukaryota; Metazoa; Chordata; Actinopteri; Osteoglossiformes; Mormyridae. Gene Ontology annotation, biological process: proteolysis. Gene Ontology annotation, molecular function: serine-type carboxypeptidase activity. The record is from RefSeq and is a predicted model, not a curated record.